AAAAGCAAUAUUGAGAAAAAUGUUUUUAUUUGAACAAUUUAAGACGUUAAAACAAGUUUCCCACUAUGCAAAAUAUACGAGAAAGUGGUUUAUCAAAGCUGCAUUAGAUAAACAGCAACUGCAAGAACAAUUUGACUUAGUUUGUGGAUGCGUAAUGUCUGCAUUGAAAAAUCGAAAAAGUUUGUCCGUUUCAGAAUUUAAAAAAAUUGAAGAAGAGCUGCGUUCAAAAUGCAAUGAAUUAAAAAAAAUGCAAUUUUAUCAACACGUAUUUAACGUUUUAUUUACUCUACGGCCACCAAAUGAUUCGAUUGAAAAUGCGAAAAGUUUUGUAGAAGCAUUCAAUAUAAAGAAUGAUCUAAAUGUAAAAAAAAAUUUCAUUCGACUUUAUACACAGAAAGCUUUGGAGUUUGAAUUAACAGAAAAAGAAGAGAAAGAAUUGGUCUACCGAUGUGAUGAACUUAUAGCUCGAAAGAUCAAAAACUGCAAAAAGUUGAGUGCAGUCAUCGCGUUGGGUCUAUGUGCCACAAAGGACUGGCAUAGAGCAAUUGAACUUCCCAAUCUAACACACGGACCACUGAAUAUUCUAGCACAGAGAGCAUUGAAUGAGAAUGACAUCGAUUCAGCUUUUAAAAUAACACAUAGAACCAUUACACUUAACAAAUGGUAUCAGUUUUUGACUAGUAAUACGAUCGAAUCAUUUUCAAAAUAUUUCAAUAGGAAUCCAACAUGUAUUCCGUCAAAUACUGACAAAUUAUUUUCCCUGUGCGAAAAACUAAACAUGCAAUUCAAUGAACCAUCGAUAAAGGAAUUGGUGAAUGUUCUAGAAAGACAUGGGCAUCAUGCAAAAACUACAAAUAUCAAUUUGUCUGGCACCUGUAAUAUGUGUAAAAAUCAACUCGAAGUAGUACGUACUCUGACGAAUGCUGAAUUCAACAUCUUGCAAACAGAAUUUAUGAAUAAUGUUGUGAAAGGAGCCGAUAUUUAUCAAAAUACCACACCCGAAGAAUGGGAUUCGUUUGAACAGAUGAUCCAGAAAAAUGGACCAUUUGAUAUUGUAAUCGAUGGCUUAAAUGUUUCCUAUCAAGCAAAUUUAAAUAACGUACAAGCUAACGGAUUAAGUAAAUUGAGUUUGUCAAACGAUUAUUAUAAAUCACCGUGUUCAUAUUCUCUAGCGGAUGCAGCAAAGCAACUAAUAGAUGAAGGCAGACGCGUUUUAGUCAUUGGUAAGAAACACAUGAAGGUUUGGUCAACAAUGGAAGAUAUUCGCCAGAUCGCCACUGUCUUUUUGGUUGAAAAUGAUUCUAAUGAUGAUAUAUUUUUGCUAUAUGCGGCCAUAUACAGCGGCGAAAAUGCUUGUAUUUUGACACGAGACCAUAUGCGGAAUCAUAAGCAUGCGAUUGGAGAAGAGUACGAUGAGUUGUUUAAAUUGUGGCAACAAGAACAUUGGUAUAGCUUUGAAUUUUCUCAGAGUGGGUCAAUAGAACUUGUGAAGCCGAUCCAAUACAAAAUGUACAUUCACAAAGUGGAUGAAUUUUGGCAUGUGCCGUUCGAAGCAAAGGACAACGUGGUAUCAAAUAUAUGGAAAAAUUAUGAAUUGCCUGAAAAUUGGGCUUGUAUACGAAUCAAAGAUAAUUUUGAGUGUUGAUCCCAAAGUUUGUCUAUAGGAUAUUGUGCAUUUAAUGCUUAGCUGUAACAUUCAUUGU
Molecule: messenger RNA, 1703 nt
Organism: Contarinia nasturtii (swede midge)
Lineage: Eukaryota; Metazoa; Arthropoda; Insecta; Diptera; Cecidomyiidae
Product: mitochondrial ribonuclease P catalytic subunit-like
Exons: 5
Coding region: 20-1645 (541 amino acids)
Biological process (GO): mitochondrial tRNA 5'-end processing; tRNA 5'-leader removal
Cellular component (GO): mitochondrion; mitochondrial ribonuclease P complex
Molecular function (GO): ribonuclease P activity
Source: RefSeq, a predicted model, not a curated record